AUGGAGAUGAAAAGGCCGGUGCUCUUCGUCGGUGAUCCGGACCUGAUCCGGGCCAUCACUAUCAAAGACUUCGAGUGCUUUACCGACCGGCGAGGUGUGAACAACCACAAGCACCUGGAGGAGGCGCUGACCUCGAAGAAAGGGGCGCAGUGGAAGGAGACAAGGGCCGUCAUGUCACCCACCUUCUCUGCCAGCAAGUUGAAAGCGAUGCACGAGCUGACGUUAAACAACGCCCACAAUCUUGCCAAGUACGCCCUGGAGGAGAUGAAGCGGCAGGGCGAGGUGGAAAUAAAGGACGCGUUCGGCCGCUUCACCAUGGACAACAUUGCAUCCUGCGCGCUCUCCUUCCUUGCUGACGUCGUGAAUGAAACUAUCAGGCACCGAGAGGAGCACUCCAGCACCGUGAAAGACUUCCUGAAUCUCCUGCUGGAGACCAAGGACAAAGACGGAAACCGCGUGCUCAGCAACCACAGCAUUCUGAGCCAGUCGGUGCUGUUCCUGAUCGCGGGGUACGACACGACAGCAACGGCGCUGACGUUCGCCGCCUACAGCCUGGCCACCAGUCCUGAUGCGCAGCAGCGGGCACAACAGGACGUGGACGAUGCCCUGGCCAAACACGGCGGCCACAUGACGUACGAAGCCGUGAUGGAGAUGACGUACCUGGACCGGGUCCUGCUGGAGGCGCUGCGCCUCUACCCGCCGGCCACGCGCAUCGAGCGCAUGGCGACCAAGGACUACACGCUGCCGGGCACGAACGUGCACCUCCCGAAGGGCAUGGUGGUGCAAAUGUCGGUGUUUUCCAUCCACCGCGACCCGGACCAUUAUCCGGACCCGUUGCGCUUCGACCCGGACCGCUUCCUGCCCGAGGAGAAGGAGAAGCGCCAUCCAUGCGUCUACCUGCCGUUUGGCAGCGGGCCACGCAACUGUAUCGCCAAGCGGUUUGCACUGUUCGAAGCAAAGGUGGCGCUGGCUGCACUGCUUAGGGAGGCGACGCUGCUGCCGACGGAGGGCCUGCCUCCGCCGCCCAUGCCGCUGGACAGGAAGAGGUUCAUCCUGACGCCUCAGGGCAAGAAGAUGCCGCUGAAGCUGGUCCCCAGGGACAACAGUCGCUAGGGGAACGUCUGGAGCCCGUCCACCUGCAACGAAAGCUUCUAAUGCUAAUCCGAGGCUAUUUUCACGCGGGAGUGGGUUCACCCGGCGCCGCGGCAGGUCUUGCUCGCUUUG
Messenger RNA from Pollicipes pollicipes, 1224 nucleotides. Its product is annotated as cytochrome P450 3A19. Lineage: Eukaryota; Metazoa; Arthropoda; Thecostraca; Pollicipedomorpha; Pollicipedidae. Bases 1 to 1113 code for a protein of 370 amino acids. Gene Ontology annotation, molecular function: iron ion binding; oxidoreductase activity, acting on paired donors, with incorporation or reduction of molecular oxygen; heme binding. The record is from RefSeq and is a predicted model, not a curated record. The transcript is spliced from 2 exons.